Molecule: messenger RNA, 1500 nt
Organism: Oryza brachyantha (malo sina)
Lineage: Eukaryota; Viridiplantae; Streptophyta; Magnoliopsida; Poales; Poaceae
Product: SWR1 complex subunit 2
Exons: 11
Coding region: 107-1198 (363 amino acids)
Biological process (GO): regulation of DNA-templated transcription; chromatin remodeling
Cellular component (GO): nucleus
Molecular function (GO): ATP-dependent H2AZ histone chaperone activity
Source: RefSeq, a predicted model, not a curated record
UUUUGGGCCUAAUUAAGCCCAGGUACGCCGCGGCCCACCUUGGGUAUCGUCGUCUUCGUUCGCAUCGUGGGUCGCCCUCCCCGUCGCCGCCGCCGCCGCCGCCGCCAUGGCCGAUUCCGCCGACGACGAGCCGCUUGUCCUCCUCGACCGCGCGUCUCGCGCCACCCGCGGAAAGAGGAUUACCAAGCUCCUCGAAGACGAGGCUGAGCAGGACGAUGUUUUCUGGAAUCAGGAUGCGCUCAAGGAGGAAGAAAACGAUGACAACUACGAGGAAGAGCAGGAUGCUGGCGAUGAAUUCGACAGUGAUUUUGGUGAAGACGAGUCGGAACCUGAUGAUGAUGAACCCGAAAAGGAAGUACGCGAGAGAUUACCUAUCAAAAAGCGGCUAAUAUUCCCUGGGAAGACUAUGAAAAAAACCAAUGUCAAGAAGAAGAAGAAGGUGGUCCCAAAGCUAGAAGAUGAUUCCAAAACUGACAAGUCUUCAGAUCAGCAAAGUCCAUCGAAGCAAGCAGACGUUCCCGAUGAAUUGGAGACCGAGAAGACCAUCAGGAAAUCAACUAGAACAUCUGUCAUUGUGAGACAAGCUGAGAGGGAGGCAAUACGUGCUGAGAAAGAAGCAACUAUGAAGCCUAUUAUUAAGAAGAAAAAGGAGGGAGAAGAAAAACGUAUGACGCAAGAAGAGAUGCUUUUGGAAGCAGCUGAAACAGAGAUCAUCAACAUCAGAAAUCUUGAACGUGUCCUGGCAAGAGAGGAGGAGGUUAAGAAAAAAGCUGUUGUUCAUAAAGCUGUUUAUGAGGGUCCUACGAUUCGAUUUUGCUCAAGAGAUGGGGAAUCACACUUGGAAUUCAUCAAUGGGGCAUUGUUUGGGUCUGAGCUUUGUACAACCUCAGCUCCUUAUCCAGAGAAACCUAUUUGUGCUGUAACUGGACUUCCUGCCAAAUACCGUGACCCAAAGACAGGGUUACCAUAUGCAACAAUGGAAGCAUUUAAAAUCAUCCGAGAAAGUUUCCUGAAAGAGGUCGACAAGAAGAGGCCCAAUAUGGCGAACAUGGGAGAGCUGUUUGAAUCAAUAACAGGCGAAUACUCCACGCCCAAGAAGAGAAGAAUUGAAGCAAGAUCACCAAGCAUCUCAGCAGAUCACAGGCACGAAGGACGCUUCCGACGAAUACCUGCCCUUGAUAUGCUGGACGAGGACUGACCGGACAUCUCUUCUGGCUAACUAGAUACUUAGGGCCAGGGCCCUGUUUGGGGAAGCUUUAGAUUCUGAGAAGCAGCUGCUUGGUAGCUACUUCUGAAAAUCUGGAUAAGCUACUAAAACUAGCUUCUCCAGCUUCUGGAUUCAUAGUCUAUUUUCCAUAAUCUAUAACUACUAUAGAUUCUUAGAAUCUAUGAACUGUUUAGGGUAGAUUUUGAUAGAAGCAACUUUUGAAAAGAGCUGCAGCUGAGAAAAGCUCUCCCAAACAUGCCAGUAUUAGUAUGAUGUUGAUUCAGCAUUUGUCA